GGAUAUCUGUGUAAUGAUAAUGGCUCUGCUAGUCAAAAUGGAACUGAAAAGUGUGGAAAACUAGAGAAGGAGCUAGCAAACAGUACUAAAAUUCUUUCUGAAAAAAUAAAGAAUAAACAUCUCUCUGGAUCCGGAAAAACCAUUCCAUGGUAUAAGUUGUCGACAUUUCUUAGUGACAGUGACUGUGCAAGGUUAGAAUCAGACUGUUUUUAUUUAAAAAGUCAAGCACCUCUUGACAAAGAAUGCAAUAAUCUGAAGGCAGCAUGUUAUAAGAGAGGGCUUGAAGCACGAGCCAAUGAAGCAUUGCAGAGAAAGAUGUACGGAUUGUUCCGUGGUUCAGGCAAAGAAUGGUUUAAGAAGCUAUUGGAUAAGAUAAUGAAAGAGUGUUCGGAACUUAAAACAACAAGUGAUGAGUUGUUUUUGCUAUGUAUUGAUCCACUUAAAGCAGUUAGAAUACUUGCAGCUGAUAUCCAAACAAGAGCGGUCUUUUUGCGGAAACAAUUGGAUCAAAAGCGAGAUUUUCCAACAGACAAAGACUGCAAGGAAUUGGGGAGAAAGUGUGAGGCUUUAGGAAAGGAUUCAAAUCAGAUUCAAUGGCCAUGUCAUACGCUAAAGCAACAAUGUGAUCGCUUAGGAACUACAGAAAUUUUGAAGCAGGUUUUACUGGAUGAACACAAGGAUACUUUGAAAGAUCAAGAAAGUUGUGUAAAAUAUCUGAAAAAAAAGUGUAAUAAAUGGUCUAGAAGGGGUGAUGAUCGUUUCUCUUUUGUAUGUGUUUUCCAAAACGCUACGUGUGAGCUGAUGGUAAAAGACGUACAAGAUAGAUGCAAAGUAUUCGAAAAAAAUAUGCAAGCAUCAGACAUUAACGAUUCUUUUGAAAACAAACAAAUAAAAAUAAAAUCAGCAGCAAAUAUUUGUCCCUCAUGGCAUCCAUACUGCGAUAGAUUUUUACCCAAUUGUCCUGAUCUUAAGAAAGGAAAAACUUUCUGUCAAAAUCUUAAAAAAUAUUGCGAACCAUUCUACAAAAGAAAGGUUUUAGAAGAUGCUCUUAAAGUAGAGCUUCGAGGAAAUUUAAGUAAUAUAACUAAAUGUGAACCUGCAUUAGAAAGAUAUUGUACAGUAUUGAAAGACGUAAAUAAUGCGUCAAUCAGCAGUUUAUGUAAAGAUAAUACCGAAAGUAAAACUAAAAAGGCCGAUAAUAAAAAUGUUAGAAAGAAGCUUUGUCUAAAAUUAGUGGAAGAGGUGGAACAGCAAUGCAAAGUAUUACCAGCAGAAUUAACGGAGUUAGAAAAAAGUCUAAAAAAAGAUGUUAAGACAUAUGAGGAACUUAAGGAAAGGGCAAAAAAAGCAAUGAACAGAUCCAAUCUUGUUUUAUCACUCAUUAAGAAAGACGGAAAUAAUACACCGAAAAAUAAUAGUAAAAGCAAGGAUAAGAAUGUCGUUUCAAAUGAAAAAGAUACCACAAAAUAUGUGAAAAUACUACGAAGAGGAGUUAAGGAGGCACUUGUAACAGAAUCUGAAGCCAAGGCAUUUGAUUUGGCAGCAGAAGUGUUUGGAAGAUAUGUAGACUUGAAAGAAAGAUGUGAGAAAUUGGCCUCAGAUUGCGGGAUUAAAGACGAUUGUGAUGAUUUAAAAGAUGUGUGUGAAAAGAUUGAGAAGACAUGUCGUAAUCUGAAGCCUCUGGAGGUGAAACCGCACGAAGCAGUGACAGAAAGCACAACGACGACCACGACGACCACAACAACCGUUACCGAUCCGAAGGCAACAGAAUGCAAAUCCUUACAGACAACAGACACAUGGGUUACACAGACAUCAACACACACAAGCACGUCUACCAUCACAUCUACGAUUACAUCAAAAAUAACACUCACAUCAACGAGGCGUUGCAAACCAACCAAGUGUACGACAGGGGAUGAUGCAGAGGACGUGAAGCCGAGUGAGGGAUUGAAGAUGAGUGGGUGGAGCGUGAUGAGGGGGGUGAUAUUAGCAAUGAUGAUUUCGUUCAUGAUUUAG
Messenger RNA from Pneumocystis jirovecii RU7, 2013 nucleotides. RefSeq lists its product as uncharacterized. The record is from RefSeq and is a predicted model, not a curated record. NCBI's taxonomy places the organism in Eukaryota, Fungi, Ascomycota, Pneumocystomycetes, Pneumocystales, Pneumocystaceae. The transcript has a single exon. The annotation marks the transcript as partial.